Molecule: messenger RNA, 1035 nt
Organism: Monomorium pharaonis (pharaoh ant)
Lineage: Eukaryota; Metazoa; Arthropoda; Insecta; Hymenoptera; Formicidae
Product: inositol monophosphatase 2
Exons: 6
Coding region: 114-956 (280 amino acids)
Biological process (GO): signal transduction; phosphatidylinositol phosphate biosynthetic process; inositol metabolic process
Molecular function (GO): inositol monophosphate 1-phosphatase activity
Source: RefSeq, a predicted model, not a curated record
GUGAAAAAGCACGAGGUGCAGACGCAGGCAACACAGUGCUCGCUCGCGCCUUUUCCCGACGAGGUCGAAACGGACGCACAUUCGUGCCGCGCGUUCACCAGGUUUGCACGGAAAUGGCGCGAUACGCCGAGGACGUGUACUACGAAACUGCCAUUAAACUGACACGCGAGGCUGCCCAGAUUCUCCGAGAGUCCAUCAACGGUUUCAAACAUACCAACGAGAAAUUGGGCAACUGGGACCCCGUCACCGAGUACGACCGAAAGAUAGAGGAUGUUAUCAUCGGCGAACUCAAACGGGCAUUCCCAAGCCACAGGUUUAUCGCGGAGGAAUCAAUCGGCACGGAGCUGCCGGAAUUAACCGACGAUCCUACGUGGAUCAUAGAUCCCAUCGAUGGCACUGUUAACUUCAUCCACGGAUUCCCUCACACAUGCGUGGUCAUCGGUUUGGCCGUGAAGAAAGAAAUGGUCCUUGGUAUCGUGUACAAUCCAAUUCUCGAGCAAUUAUUUACAGCUAGAAAAGGACGAGGCGCGUUUCUGAACGGGAAACCGAUUCAGGUGUCCAAGGUGCAAGACUUAUCGAAGGCUUUGGUCUGCAUGGAAUCCGGUUUCAUAAAAAUAGACGAUCUACGGGAGAAGACGGUGGAGAGGAUCCAAACCGUCGUUAGAGAGGUUCAGGGCAUUCGCACUCUCGGCGUGGCGGCAUUAACAUUGUGUUACAUCGCGCUUGGGAUCGUGGAGGCCUAUUACGUCGAAGGUCCUGGCAUUUCGACAUGGGAUAUAGCCGCGGCAUCGUUGAUCAUUUCGGAAGCGGGAGGCGUCGUUGUGGAUCGUGUCACAGGGAAACCGAUCGACAUUAUGAAACCACGUACGGUAGCCGCGUGUAAUGACAAGAUCGCCCACGAUAUCGUUAGACUCAUCCGUGAAGCUGAUCAACGAGUAGAUAUGAGGGCAAAAUAAAUAUAAAUUUAAAAUACAUAUACUGAAAUUAUAAAAUAUAUUUAAAAUGUAUUAAAAAUAAAAAUCUGUUGUAACUGAA